Seriola aureovittata is the source of this 7227-nucleotide messenger RNA. Its product is annotated as pro-neuregulin-3, membrane-bound isoform. The record is from RefSeq and is a predicted model, not a curated record. NCBI's taxonomy places the organism in Eukaryota, Metazoa, Chordata, Actinopteri, Carangiformes, Carangidae. Gene Ontology annotation, biological process: animal organ development; nervous system development; intracellular signal transduction. The transcript has 9 exons. The coding region runs from base 1835 to 4003 and encodes 722 amino acids. Gene Ontology annotation, molecular function: chemorepellent activity.
CGCUCUACCAGUGUGCACACUCCGCUCUCUCUGUGCCUGCGUUUUUUUCUCCCCCCCUUCUCAUUCGUUCUCUGCCUCUCAGCGGCGGCAGCUCAGGGAGGCAGCUGUAUGUGCGUCUGCAUCACAAUUGCCACAGGUAAAGACAGCUGCACCGUCGGAUGUUGCUAACCCCAGAGGGGGUUAGGGAGUCUUUGCUGCUGCGGUUGCAAGUUCUCAUCCCGGUGCGGGGCGCACAUUUCUAAUCAUCUCCAAGAAGGCAUCCUGUGAGGGGGGGGAGGACGAGAAGAGGAUCCCAGCAACCAGACCAACAAAUCAUAGGCUGACUGGAAAGAGCACGGGCUUUCAGGAACUGAGGGAAAAACACCACUCAGAGAGAAAGAAGAGACCAUCUGUGGGAUAUUUUAAAAACAUUGUGGCUUCCUGUUUGUGUUUUCCUUUUUUUAUUUUUAUCUCUUGCUUUUCUGCUCUUUCCUCUUUCAUUCAUUUCCAUCUCCACUCCCUGCUUCUCAUCCUCUUCCUCUCAUUUUAUCCCUCAGUGGCGGAAUGCUCCCUGCAAAUAGAUGAGAAGAGGCUCUCUGAGCGCCUGCUGCAGUAUUAACGGACGGUAUACUGAGACAGCAGGGCGCUGAGCGCACAGCUUGGAGAAAUCUGAUCCAUAGCCGGCCGGAGAAGGAGCAGGAUCACGCGUCGCAGUUGCAGAUUUAUCCGCCCUGUGAUACCACAGCGCGACAACACCCCUCAUUCUUUCCCCCCCCCUCUCCCUCUCUCUCUCUGUGCUCAUCUGAAGUGUUGCUUUUUGACUGGAUCCGCAAAAGUAAUUGGAUUCUACGGCUUUAUUUUUAUCCUCACUGGAAUUUAGAGACACACAUAAAGGAAGCAAAGUGGGUUCAGAUUCCAAAGAGUGAUAAAGAAAAAAAUCUCCCCCCAAAAAAAAAAAAAAAAAAUGAUAGGCUGAUCGAAAAUCAAAGAGCGACAAAGAUAGAGGAUAAUCCAAGGAGUGUGUUUGGACAGACGCAUAAACGACACAUCUCUUCUCUCUUGUUCUCUUUCAGUUACGAAAGAGACUGGUUUUGGGAGCUGAGGGAAGCUGACUCGGCUGAAGCCGUUGGAACAGGCUGCAUCGGGAAACAUUUUUUCCUUUUUUUUUUUUUUUGGUCAGUACAGGGUGGGGGGAAACAAUAAGACCCACCCUGCAAGUUUCACUCCCCUAGACUAGACAAUACCGUCCCAUCGUGGAUUGAACAUGGAGGGGGACGUACGUGCAUGUUAAGCAGAAAUAGCUGUGGAUUUUAGCUGCAGUGGCACCCGAACACUGAUGCCAUGGAUUCCUCACAUGCACAGAUGUAAAGCUGUUCCUUCCCACCCGUCUCUCCCUCCCGUCUCUCUUUUGUCCCUCUUCCUCCCUGUUCGAGACAUCACUUCUUCUUCUUCCUCCUCUCCUCCUCCAGUUUACCCUCCUGUGAACAUCCUGAAGUUCGCCGUUGCUUCAGUCGGACAUAGGGACUUUGGCAAGACUGAACACGGACUAACUGGGCGAUUAUCCGUCUGUGCCAGCUCCCCCAUUUCUCACUGGGCGACUCUGAGUGUGUGAGUGUGUGUGUGUGUGUGUGUGUGCUUGUGACUGCGUGUCUGCAUGUAUCUGCACCCCUCCCCUCCUCUCUAUCCUCGGAUUCUAUAUUUGUAUAUGUGUUAUUGAGAGUGCGAUUCUGUGGGGUCCUUUUUUCUUUUUUUUCAUCCAUUUCUUCAUCUUUCCCUUUGUCUCUUCCAAAUGUCCGGCAUUGUUGGGAACCGUUCUGCCUUGUGCUACCGAUGCCUAUCACAGGGUUAACCCUCAAUGAGCCAUAAAGGACGGCGGGGAAGUAUGAGCGAGUGUUCUGGGGCAGCUGUAUCCGGGGUGGUGAUCCUGGAGGAACCUGAGGGUUCAGGGGCUUCAGGGGGCCGUGGGGAGGGCCAGGCCCAGGAUCAGGGUCCCCUUCGUUGUGCCGUUUGGCCACGCCAGCAGACAUGGCUGUGUGUGGUCCCCUUACUCAUUGGAUUCAUUGGCCUUGGAUUGAGCCUGAUGUUGUUGAAAUGGAUCGUCGUCGGCACGGUGCGGGAUUACGUGCCAACAGACUUGGUGGAUGCUAAUCGAAUAGGCCAGGAUCCUAUCUUCCUCUCCAAGCCGAGCGGGAUUCCCAAAAGUCCCGAUACUACUACUACUACAACUACUCCUACAGCGGAUGGCGGGAACCCCACGCCUAGGACUGUAACUGUCGCGAAAGGUAGAACUCGUUCCACUGCUACUACCACUACUAUAAACCCCAGAGGGGGUGGAGCCUCGGGUAGCCAAGUAACCCCUCGGAAUCCUGGGAAUCGAAACGGACGCGGACCUUCGGGUUUUACUACAACCACUGCAGCACCGAGGACGACCUUCGUGAUUGGAGUGGCAACGUCUAGCCCCUCCCCGUCCAAUCCGACCGUGCUCCAUGACUCCACGCAGAUGUGGACCCCGGAACACACUACCACCGAGACGGUCUCCACCACGCUCACCACGCGUACGCACGGCCACCGCAAAACACCAUCUCCAACUGUCCCUCCGCUGCACUCAGAGCAUUUCAAACCCUGUCAUGAGAAGGACCUGGCCUACUGCCUAAAUGGUGGCGAAUGCUUUGUCAUCGAGACGCUCAGUGGGCCUCACAAGCACUGCAAGUGUCGAGAAGGUUACCAGGGAAUCCGCUGCGACCAGUUUCUGCCAAAGACAGACUCCAUCCUGUCUGACCCAAAUCACUUGGGCAUCGAGUUUAUGGAGAGCAAAGAGGUGUACAAGAGACAGGUGCUGUCAAUCACGUCCAUCGCCAUGGCGAUCAGCCUCCUGGGAACCCUGUGCAUGGCCCUCUACUGCCGCAACAAGAGGCGCAGAGAGAAGCUCCAGGCACAUCUGAAGGAGAGUCGCAGUCUGAAAAACUACUCUGCUAAUUCCCAUAAUGCCCUGGAUGCCAAGAUGAGGACCACUAACAACAACCUGCAAAUGCAUGAGUACUGCAAACGCUCCUCCCAGCCUCGCCAGGGAAACGACUGUGAGUCCAGCUUCCCGCACUGCAACAUCACCGCCACACCGUCAAGCAGCUCCAGAGGCGCAGCAAAACAUCACAGAAGCGGCUCCUUGUCUCACAGCCCAGAUCAGAGAACACGGACAGCUCAUUGGUCAGCUUCGCGCAGGACCCCGCCCAUUCCCCGAGGAAGGCUGAAUCCAAUUGGAGGAUCCAAGUAUUCGGGCCCCGCCUACCAACACCUUCAAGAAGUGGACUCCACCGAGAAGGAAGCUGAAGCACAGAGACGCUGGCAAAUUCAGGGAGAGAACCAAUGCGACAACCCCAGACGAGAUGCCCUCCUACAUAUGCAGACUCCUGUUUCCAUGGAGACGACGUCACCAUCACCUUGGAGCGGUCACAUGGAGGUGCGUUCCGGCCUGUGCCCUCCGUCGGAGCACACCGAUCCGAAUACCUCCACCCGGAGCCUGCGGAGGCCCGGCCGCCGUCACAGCCACUCCCCGCCUCCUCCGUUUCGCUCGUGCUCCAUCCCAAUUAUCCCCUCUGUCCAGUGUCACCAUGACAACGAGGUGUCUUGUAUGCAAACCAGUGUCACCCCGGCAACCACAACGAUGUCUGUCACCUGCGGAGCCACGCCCUGCAACGGUGAGAGGAGAGAGAAGGCGCCAUGCGUCGAUUUGUCGUCCUCCUCCUGCUCGUCCGCUGUCGGCCAGCCGCAGGACGAGGUGGCGCUGCUGCUGGAGGAGGCGCAGGAGCAGCUCAGGGCGUUGGCGUUGGCUCACAGGAAGCAGGAAGAGGGCGGGAUCAGCAGCAGCACCGGGUUGACGGCUGCGCUGGUGGCGGCCAGAGAAACUGUUUGCUUCCUGAACCCUAACGGAGGAAGCGCUGGGGUGCUGAGCUGUAACGGACCAACGCAGACCCAGCUACUCAGCCCCAGCCUAUCACACAGAGACCUGGGCCAGACCGGCCAAUGAAAGGACACGACUUAACACAGUCACGUUAGGUUUGAUAGUGUAUGAAAGACUGUGGUGCUCUGCAUCUGUGGGACGUGAAGGGAAACGCAGAAUUGAAAAAAAAAAAGUAAUAUCAUGGUAAUUGAGAAAAUGUGCUGAUGAUAUGCAUACUGUACGGACUCAAACAUACAAACACUUCUGGAGUGGCCGCCUUUACACCGACUGACAGUACGGAAAAAGAAAAAAAAUAUUUACAUGCAUUUAUUUACAAAACAAGAAAAACACUACUUAGACAAAAAGAAACCAAAUAGUCUGUCAAAUCCAUGGUGUUUUUAAUUGUAAAAAGAAUAUAUAAAUAUAUAUAUAAAUAUAUAUGGAUAUAAAUAUAUGGAAUUCAAAAAGUGACCAAGUACAAAGUUGAAGAACACAGGAAUGUUGUAACUAUUUUUCUUUUUCUUUUUUCUUCUCCCUGUUUUGUAUUAACUGUCAUAUUUUGGUUCUGGCUCAACUCUAACGAAAGAACUUCAUAAACGUUCCCACCGCACGUCCACCAGGAGCCGUGAGUCAGAUUCUGUGAGUCUGUGCAGAAUCCAACAUGGCGAAUGAGGAAGGAGCCUCCGCACUGACUCCCCCCCCCCUCCUCUUGCCUUUUGAAGACCUUUCUGCCCCGCCAAGAAUCCCAGUACAGCCCACUGUGGAAACAGACGCAACACAAAACUAAAACCCGACUCGACGACUGUGUGGGUUAUGUGUUUGUGCUGGGUUGCAGCGAGGGAGAAGAAGAAAAAAACAGGAAGUGACUUUAUUCUGCAGUCGGUCAGAUUCGGGAGAGCAGAUUGUUAAAGACAGCCUGAGAUGCUGACUCUCCUUUGGCCAGUGUUUCAAACUAGUCUAGAUUUAUUUUUCUUUGUUAUAAAUGAUAUUUUCACACAUGUGCGGACACACACACAAACACACACACACACACACACACACACACACACACACACACACACACACUCACCUGUGCAUUAUUUUUCAGUUGGGUGGAUGGAUCAGAUAAAUGGACAGAAGGAAAAGGAAGAACGGAGGGCUAAGGGGCACCACAGGAGGUAUUCGGACAUUUUUUUAGAUUCUUUUGUUUUCCAUUUUUGGUUAUUAAUGAACAAUGCUGCUUUUUGGGGCUGAUGGUAGGUGUGGGUAUUGAAACAAGAAAUAAAUGUCUCUAUGUUGUAUCCUAUGAAUUGGAAGCUUUUGAAUCUCUGUAUGAAGUUAACAGCCAAAUGUUUCUGGUGACAAAGAGUAAAAAAAAAAUGGUUGCAGUUCUGGUAAAGAUUUUUUUCAAAAUAACACUUGUUUUGGUUGAUUGCUUGGAAGACACUUUGACACCCUAACAGCACCCUAUCCGACAUGCAUGCUGGAAAACAUCAGCGUGGUUUACACCAAUAUGCUGCACUUAUCCUGUUGGUCUUUUCAAACACAACCUCGUCUGCAAUGGCUUGGAAAAAGCUGGUAUCAUCCACAAAGUAAUUUAUUUUACCCAUAAAAGUAGUUCCCUCUUUUCACAGUGCUGCCUUGAAGACAGAAAUUAUGUUUUUAAAUAUGGUUCAAUUCCCACUCUUCGGCACAGCCAUUUUUAAAAAGAUCUACGUGACAUAAUUGUUUAAACCCAUACAACUUUGCUUCAGUUGAUGUCAUGAGUGUUAAAACAGGUUUUAAUUUCAGUAAACGGCAUCUCUUACUUUUAUUCUAACAUCAUGUUUGUAAGAGCAGCUGUCUCUUUCUGAGAUCCGGGAACACUGGAUUUGUGGUGUGUGCGUGGCGGCUGCGUCAUGUGAUGUAGAGAUUCGGCCAAUUUUUCACAUGUGACUUGCGCGUCUCGCAGCAAAAACAUAGUCAUAUAUAUAUAUAUAUAUAAAUAUAAUAUAUUUUUUAACCAUUUUCUCGUCUGCAUGUGGACACAGUGUUUUUUUUGUGACAUUUUGUGUCAAAAAUAAAUCAGAAAUUAAUUUAUAAUUAAAAGAAAUCCUAAAUGUGAGUAGCCUGCAAACUCUAUGUAGAUAUAGCUGGCAGUAGCAGCAAUGCAGCAGACACGCAGCUGCCACACACACACAACGCAGGCAGUGUGUUCCUGGAGUAAUUGCUUGCCAGUACAUCAUGAAAAUGACCUAAAUGAAGAGACUCAAGUGUCCUCAAUUUCAAGGAAUCAAGGAAUUUUACCAAUAUGAUUUGCUCGUGGCGGUUCUGUUAAAAAUCGGCACCAAUAGGAUGAAACAUCGGAAAAGAAUUUGGUUUUCAGUUGGAAAAAUAUGAUUGUGGAUGUUUGGGCAUCCAGUCAAGUCCUAGCAAGUAAAUUGGAAAUUAAUAUUAAAAUUCCACCUCUUUUUUGUGUGUGUUUGAUUAAAGGACGUUUGAUUUGGAAAAACAAGCCAACUUGAAAAGUAAAAGCAAAGUAAAAGCUUGAACUUUGUAUGAAAGAAGCACAAAGAGCAACUAUUUUGUGUUUAACAGAGCUUUUAUCUGCAGCUGAAUGACUGAGAAAAAAAAGGGGUUUAGGGGCUUUCAGCCUUCAGAGCUUUACUCUCAGACAACACACACAUAAGAGUGGCUCCUGGAUACUUUUGUGUUUUUGAUAAGACUUUGUGAAUGUGGCCCCCUUGUCAACAUCAAACCACUGCUUUCAGCCAAAACGCUACUAUCUUGUGUGGUCCACAUGGUUCUUUCUAUGGCUACUUUCUCGUGUGUGUGAUGCAGCUCUCUUCACUUCAGUGUGUUGAUUCAAUAAUGCAACACUAUGGAUAAGUACACAGUACCUGAGAAUUCAUACUCUCCCAACCUUUACUUAUCGAAUCUCACACAAUGGCUGAUCCACGGGAAAAUUCACCACUCACCUCUGCCAUCUUUUUUUAUAAAUGCCUGAAUGGCAACGCUAAAUCUUAUUGAACACACACACUCGCACAGAAAAAUCAGCCCAGAAGUUCUUUCUUUCUUUCUUGAAGGCUUAGUUUUCCAUGCUGCCAUUAAACCCGCCCCACCGAAAAAAAGUCUCUUUUCUAUAUCAAAUUGUUGAACCUCAACAGUUUUGGUUAUUUGAUACUGAUGUCCAUGAAGUCCAUAAUGUCCCCACCAGUAUAAACACUGGUGGCUUAUGGAGGUUGAUGUGUGUCUGUGCACAAACUCGGUGCAAAAAAGAAAAAUGUGAAUUUAUUUGUUUGACCAACUGUAAUCAGUGUAUGAGCUUUUACGAGAUAAAAGUCUGCAAGCUU